This is a messenger RNA of Parnassius mnemosyne (clouded apollo), 3033 nucleotides long. Lineage: Eukaryota; Metazoa; Arthropoda; Insecta; Lepidoptera; Papilionidae. The record is from the annotation of a GenBank genome assembly.
AUGGUUAGAAGCGGACGAGACCGUGAUAGGGAUCGCGAUCGCAGGCGUUCCCACAGCCGCUCUGCUUCACCAGAUCGUAAACGCAGACGUUCCCGAUCGCGAAGUAGAGAUCGCACUUCUAAGACUUCUAAAAGAAAACGUAGCCGUAGCAGGGACAGGGAGUCUAAGAGAGACCGAAGCAGAGACAGAGACAGAGAUAGGGAUAGAAAAAGUGAUAAACGCGAUGACAAACGGAAUGGCUCCGGUAGUAAGUCGUCAAGGAAGAAGUCUCCUGAAAAGGAUAGGACCAAAGAAAGGUCUAAGUCAAAGGAAAAAUCAAUAAAAACGGAAUCAAGUGAAUAUAACAUAGGCUCUGUUGAUAAGGAAGAAGAGCAAAGCCGUCUAGAAGCAGAGAUGCAGAAGCGACGAGACCGCAUUGAGCGCUGGCGUGCAGAACGAAAACGUAAGGAACUGGAAACUGCAAAGAAGGAAGUACAGAAAGGUAGCUUGGUUACUAACAUUCAGACGGCAGCUGUAAAGAAAUGGUCAUUGGAAGAUGAUUCUGGUGAUGAAGGUGAAGAUGGAGAGGCCAAAGAGAAGCAAAAUGCUGAAGAGAAAAAGGAAGAAGAGGAUGAAAUCGAUCCUCUGGAUGCUUACAUGCAGGAAGUGCAACAAGAAGUACGGAAGGUAAAUCAAUUGGAUCAGUCAAGAGGUUUAAUAAGUGUUCCGUCUGGAGGUGGUACUGGUGUGGUCAUUCUUACUGGAACGGCUAAAAAGAAGGUCACAGAACAAAAGAAUAAAGGUGAAUUAAUAGAACAGAACCAAGAUGGGUUAGAAUAUUCGUCAGAGGAAGAAACUGAAGAUAUUAAAGAUGCUGCGGCAACUUAUGCUUCUAAACAAAGGAAGGAGCUAGCCAAAGUUGAUCAUGCUAGUUUACACUAUAUGCCUUUCAGGAAAGCGUUUUAUACUGAGGUGAAUGAAUUAGCAAGAAUGACUCCAGAAGAAGUAGAAGCAUACAGAACAGAGUUAGAGGGUAUACGUGUUAAGGGCAAGGGAUGUCCGAAGCCAAUAAGAACAUGGGCGCAUUGUGGUAUUAGUAAGAAAGAGAUGGAUAUAUUAAAGAAAUUGAAUUUUGAGAAACCAACGCCCAUACAGGCUCAAGCCAUACCAGCUAUUAUGUCUGGAAGGGAUUUAAUAGGUAUAGCUAAAACGGGUUCGGGUAAAACAUUAGCUUUUAUAUUACCAAUGUUUCGCCAUGUUCUCGAUCAACCGCCGCUAGAGGAUACAGAUGGACCAAUAACUCUCAUAAUGUCACCCACCAGAGAAUUAUGUAUGCAAAUCGGCAAAGAUAUCAAGAAGUUUGCUAAAUCUUUGGGAUUGAGAGUUGUAUGUGUGUACGGUGGUACGGGCAUAUCAGAACAGAUUGCGGAGUUGAAACGCGGUGCCGAAAUUAUAGUCUGCACGCCGGGUCGGAUGAUCGACAUGCUGGCUGCAAACUCGGGCCGUGUGACUAAUUUGCGUCGGGUAACGUACGUUGUUCUCGACGAGGCGGACCGUAUGUUCGACAUGGGCUUCGAACCGCAGGUAAUGAAGAUCAUAGACAAUGUGCGACCGGACCGACAAACUGUGAUGUUCAGUGCUACAUUCCCGAGGCAAAUGGAGGCACUCGCUCGCCGUAUACUGCAGAAGCCUAUUGAAAUACAGGUCGGUGGCAGAAGCGUAGUAUGUAAGGAAGUGGAACAGCAUGUAGCAAUUCUGGAAGAGGACGCGAAGUUCUUCAAGUUGUUAGAACUGUUAGGAUUAUACAGCCAGAUGGGCAGCAUUAUAGUGUUUGUGGAUAAACAGGAGAAUGCCGAUAGCCUGCUAAAAGACCUCAUGAAGGCGUCUUAUUCUUGUAUGAGUUUGCAUGGAGGCAUUGAUCAAUUCGACAGGGACUCGACGAUAGUGGACUUUAAGUCGGGCAAGGUGCGGCUGCUGGUGGCCACCAGUGUGGCGGCGCGCGGCCUCGACGUUAAGCAGCUUGUGCUCGUCGUCAACUACGACUGCCCCAACCACUACGAGGACUACGUGCACAGAUGCGGUCGUACAGGCCGGGCGGGUAACAAAGGCUACGCUUGGACAUUCCUCACGCCGGAGCAAGGCCGCUACGCGGGCGACGUGUUACGAGCGUUCGAGCUGGCUGGUGCUACGCCGCCGCCGGAAUUGCGACAGUUGUGGGAACGUUACAAAGAGGCGCAAGAGAAAGAGGGCAAAAAAGUGCAUACCGGAGGAGGUUUUAGUGGUAAAGGUUUUAAAUUCGACGAAUCUGAGGCUCAAGCUGCAUCGGAAAAAAAGAAGUAUCAAAAAGCUGCGCUAGGGCUCCAGGAUUCUGAUGACGAAGACGUGGAAGGCGAUUUGGAUCAACAAAUAGAGACUAUGCUAGCUGCUAAGAAGAUUGUUAAGGAAAUCAAGCCGGGCGCGGUGGGUGCGGUGGGCGCGGCGGGCGGCGCGGGCGCGGGCGCGGACGGCAAGCUGGAGCUGGCACGGCGCCUGGCCUCGCGCAUCAACCUGGCCAAGGGGCUCGGCGUCGAGCACAAGGGCGCCACGCAGCAGGCCGCCGAGGCCAUCCUCAAGGGCUCGCUGUCCGCGCACACGCUCAUCACGGCGAAGACCGUUGCGGAGCAGUUGGCUGCAAAGCUGAACACGCGGCUGAACUACCAGCCGCGCGACGAGAGCAACGCCGAGCCAGCCGAGGAGGUGUUCCGCAAGUACGAGACCGAGCUCGAGAUCAACGACUUCCCGCAGCAGGCGCGCUGGAGGGUCACCAGCAAGGAGGCGCUAGCAUUAAUCAGCGAGUAUUCAGAAGCAGGGAUAACUGUACGCGGUACGUACGUACCGCCGGGCAAAGCACCGCCAGAGGGCGAACGGAAAUUAUACCUCGCGAUAGAGAGCUCACAAGAACUAGCGGUCGCUAAAGCGAAGUCUGAAAUAACGCGCCUCAUCAAAGAAGAACUGCUCAAACUCCAGUCCUCCGCCCAUCACAUGAUUAAUAAAGCAAGAUAUAAAGUUAUAUAG